AUGCGCAAGAGAUUUGUUCCUAACUACUACAACCGUGAUCUCCACUCUAAACUCCAAACCCUCACUCAAGGCAACAUGAGUAUGGAGGACUACUACAAGGAGAUUGAGAUAGCCAUGAUGCGGGCCAACAUCCAAGAGGAUAAUGAUGCCACAAUGGCAAGGUUCCUUAGAGGUCUCAACCCUGACCUCCAAGAGGCCUUGGAACUCCAACCUUACUUGGACAUGCAUGACCUUUUGGAGCUAGCCAUCAAGGCUGAGAGGGGGAAGAAAUUGAGGAGGGGAGGCCGAACUUCCCAAACCUCCAAUUCGAGUGCAUGGGGAAAUCCACCCAGGGGAGCUGCACACGAGCUUGAGAAUGCGGCUACACCAAGCCCUUCUAGCAGCACACCAGGUAACUUCCCUAACCAAAAUUCCUAUUCUACCACUAACAAAUUAGUUGAUGUAUCUAGGUCCACUUCCAAGUCCCCUCAAGAAACUCCAAAGCCUAGGAGUAGGGACAUUAAGUGUUUCAAAUGUCAAGGAUUCGGACAUACACAAUCUCAGUAUCCAAAUCAAUGGGUAAUACUUAUCUCUCACAACAGCGAUAUAGUGUCGGAUGACGAUGAUUGUGAGGAGAUGCCCAGGUUGACCAAGGAGGAGAGCUUGGAAAUUGACUCGGUCGAGGAAGAAUGUUCACCAACCCAGGGUGAAAUUGGUUGCUUGGUCGCAAGGAGAGUGCUCAUCGCCCGUAUUAAGGAGGAUGAGCAAUUACAGCGUGAGAAUUUGUUUUACACUAGGUGUAAAAUAAACAACAAGGAGUGUAGUCUCAUCAUCGACGGCGGAAGUUGCACUAAUGUUGCAAGUUUGAUCAUGGUAGAGAGCUUAGGGCUGCCUACAACUAGACACCCACAUCCCUAUCGACUUCAAGGGUUAAGUGAAAAUGGCGAAGUCCGUGUCUACAAGCAGGACACCACGAGAGACAUAGAGCAACAACUAGCAACCACCAACUACUCAUUGUUGUUCACCGCAAUGAAGAAUGAGCUUAGGCGCAUCAGUGAACAACAAAUGGAGGAGUUACACACCCGCUUUGAGGAGCUAUCCAAGAGUCUCACACGAGGCUCUCGUUCUAGAUCUCACAACCGGAGCAACCGAGGUCCCAAAACGGCCAACAGUGAAGACUACUCCGCUAGUGAAGAUGAGGAACGACCCGAGAAGCCUCGAAGGGACACACCCAAGAACGAACUAAAGGGACUUAAGAUCCAAGUACCCACGUUCAAAGGCAAGAGUGACCCUGAGGCGUACUUGGAGUGGGAAGACCGCAUCGAGAUGGUUUUCGACUGCUACGAUUAUAGCAAGGAACAAAAAGUUAAAGUUGCCACCGUUGAGUUCACCGACUACGCCCUAGUUUGUCGCAGUGAACAUGAGCACUUGGAGCAUGUGAGACUAGUUCUUGAGACACUUCGAAAGGCGCGCUUAUACGCUAACCUUAAGAAGUGCACCUUUUGUACUAAUGAACUUGUGUUUCUGGGCUAUGUAGUAAGUUCGCAGGGUAUCAAAGUGGACGAGUCCAAGAUUGAGGCCAUCAAGCAAUGGACAACUCCUACAUCCGUCCCUGAGGUGCCCAGCUUUCUUGGAUUGGCAGGCUUCUACCGGCGCUUUGUCAAGGACUUCAGCACCAGUGUCGCCCCAAUGACCGCCGUGACCAAGAAGAAUGACAAGUUCCAUUGGGGGGAAGCCUAA
Messenger RNA from Coffea arabica (coffee), 1719 nucleotides. RefSeq lists its product as uncharacterized. The record is from RefSeq and is a predicted model, not a curated record. Lineage: Eukaryota; Viridiplantae; Streptophyta; Magnoliopsida; Gentianales; Rubiaceae.